This is a messenger RNA of Stylonychia lemnae, 1362 nucleotides long. The record is from the annotation of a GenBank genome assembly. Lineage: Eukaryota; Ciliophora; Spirotrichea; Sporadotrichida; Oxytrichidae.
AUGCAUAAAUUAGAUGUAACACAACAAGCAAUCAAAAAGUUGUCUUCCAACCAAAUCCUUAGCUAGGGAAACAUGAAUCAAAAGCAAUUCUUUUAAAGGAGAAAUCAAGUUUCAUUAUAAUAAAAGACUUCAGCAACAUCUAAUACUAGAUCACUGCCAAGAUUAAACAAAAGUUUUGUCUCAAGCUAAUAAACUUCUAGAUUUAGUUCUCCUAAUAAAAAAAUUGAUGCCCAAUACUCUGAUUAAUCAAACAAUAAUAUUAAAGAGGAAAUAGCUAUUAGGAGGACUCCAACCACAAGAAAAUCAUAACCUAAUGUAGAUAUAUUAAGGCUCUCACUGAAUGUCAUGCAACUAACAGUUAAUGAUCCUAUCCCAGAGAACAUUGAAUUCAGUAAAUUGGACGAAACAUUAAAUCUUGUUGUUCCUGCUGGCGCCAAAAAACGAAGAUAAAGAAAUAAGUAACUAGAUACACUUGCUGAUGUGAACAUUAUGGAAUUUCAUGGUAUCUCGAGUUAAUAACGAGCAAAGUUUAUUGAUUGGAUGAUCUAAGUAUUCAGAGUCUUGAAAAGGGGUUCAAUCAAAACUUUUUUAAAUGCUGCUUUUCUAUUGGAUAAGUAUUAUAAGAUAAAGAAAUAUUCAGGAAUCUAGAUAAGCAGGAAAGAUUUCCAACUAAUUGGAUUAACGUUAAUACUCAUAUGCUCUAAAUUUGAAGAUAGUGAACCUAUUACAAUUCAUUAAAUUCUAUUUGAAGCUUCUCAUGGAAAAUAUCACUCAGCUUAGAUUUUCCAAAAAGAGCAGGAAAUAUUAUAGACUCUAGAUUACAGAUUUCAUGUUGAAAGUUAUUAUGACUUAGCUUCUCAAGGUCUUUAUCAGCUUACAAAUUAGUUCAAGCUGCUUGAAAUUAGUGAACUAGAUAAAAAGAUUGUCUAGAAAAUUGUAAAUUUCAUUAGUUAGUUGAUAGUUAUGCAAACUGAGAUAUUUCAAAGUGAUCCAGAACAGUUGAGUUAAGCUAUUUAAUGGCUUACUCUUAGAUAUAUGAAGUAUUAUUACAGAUAAAAAUGCUUUUCAACUAACGAGGAUGAAAAUGAUACUGCUAUAAUCAAAGACUCUAAGGGCCUCAAAAACUUGGAUGCUUUUGAACAGCUAACAAAAUAAUUUAAACAGUAGGUAGCUUUGAAAUAAAAAAUCAAGUAUAAGAGAUUGAUGAUAAGAAUAAUAAACUUCUAUGACAAUCUUGAAGAGUCUCAUCCUGGGAUUAAAAACAUUUAUAAAAGCUAUAAGCUUUUCUUCACUAAUGAAUCUCGGUAAAUAUUAUUAAAUUGUUUACCAAAAAUGAAAGUCAAAAGACUUAAAAGUAGAUGA